Molecule: messenger RNA, 1485 nt
Organism: Punica granatum (pomegranate)
Lineage: Eukaryota; Viridiplantae; Streptophyta; Magnoliopsida; Myrtales; Lythraceae
Source: RefSeq, a predicted model, not a curated record
GUUUCGGUUCGGUCCCUCCGCUUUAUCUCUCUCCCGCAAGGCUUCGCCUCUCUCCACUCUUCUUCCUCGUUGAAGGAAGCUAAGCUCAACUCCAUUGACGAAGAAGAAGAAGAACAACGAACCUUCAGUUAGUCCUCACAGCCUCGACCGCACCGAUUCGAUCCCGAUCUUGUCCGUCAUUGUUCAUUUGCUCCAGCCGGAAACUCUCGCCAUGGCCACCACCGAGGUUCUGCAGCGCCAGGACGACCUCCUCUUGCAAUCUCCCUUCGUUGAUUCUCGCGCAGGUGAGAAUGCGAAGUCCCAAGGGAUGUCCCUAGAGAAGAAGAUCGAGUUUCUCGAAAGUCUGACCGGCACGGUAAAGUUCAGUUUUUUAAUCUUUCAGUUUUAUCUAAUUUGCUUUCUGAUGAUUAAUCAGGGAGUUGUGAUAAAUGUGGUUCCGUUGGAUUGCUACGCCACUGGAUGUACUUUCCAACUCGGGAGAGAGUGUUGAGGAGUGUCUCAUAUGGGGGCUUUAACAACUUUUAAUACCUUGUGUAUGGGGCUAUUAGGUCAGCAACCGUAGAUCUCGCAGAUGGAUUAAUGACCGAUUGUUAAUGGAGCUUGUACCCCGCUUAAAUGUCGAGGAAAUUAGAGGCUUGUUCGCUCCACCACCCUGGGGUGAUGAUGUCCCACCAUCUGCAUUUUGCAUGACUAAUGUGAGAGAGUGGGACAAAUUCAGGAAUAUUGACAUGGACAAAGAGGCUACUAUAAUCGAUGCCCUGAAAGGUUCUCCCAAAAAAAGGAGAGGUCCUGUUGAUGCUGACAAGGUAGCUGUCCUGAAUGCAUGGCGUAGGGUGGAUAGCCGCACUAGGGAGGCACUUAGGCGGAGUUUCCUCCCUGAGCUGAUUGAAAGCUAUGAGGGUUGUAUUAGGGCUUUCAUAACGGAGAGUGGGAAUGAAGAUGUUCUGCAGCUAAAGAUCCAAGACCCUUUUCAGCGACUGUUGCUUCACGGUGUCUGUGAGUUCUAUAAUUUGGCUUCAGCCACUGUAACUCAAUCAAAGGGUGCUGAGUCUAUGAAAGUUACAAGGAUAACCCGGAAGAAGUCAGGCUCGGUCGAGCUUACGAACAUAACCCUUUCCCAUUUCCUGAGGAUGUCCAAGGAAGGGAUAUGGUGACACUUUCUUCCGCAGAUCUACCUCUGUAAAAUAAAAGUAGAUCAUGCUCUGUUCAGGUAAUCUUAGUUGUAACAUCAAAAUAACAGUCUCAGGUAAGUUAUGGGCAAUCUCUUUGCAAUCAACGUGUAUGUAGUUGAUUGCUUAUUGAUUGUAUUCCGAAGGUUCCAUUCUUUAGCUUCUAAAUUUAAGUUUCCAUUAGUUGGUUGGAUGUCUCAAGGGGGAGUGUAAGCACUUCAUGUGUUUCCAGAUGUUGUUAAUCAAUGGAUUCGGAAUAAAGCCUUCAGUUGGUAAAUAAUCAAUGAAACUCAAGUGCUCUGAUUGUUCCCAUCAA